CACAUGUUUUUACCCCCGUUCUUACACCAUUUGAGGUGUUGAUUCUCGUGUUUUAGGCCGAUUUCACGCUAGGUUGUGCUUGUUUAUGAUAUUUCAGGUCCUAGUACGUGAAUGGAGGCUUGGGAGCGAGUUUGAGGUCGAUUGGACAAGGAUCGGACGCAUGGCGAGGUUCUGAGGAAGUCGCGUGGGCACGCACGGGAU
Molecule: messenger RNA, 201 nt
Organism: Linum tenue
Lineage: Eukaryota; Viridiplantae; Streptophyta; Magnoliopsida; Malpighiales; Linaceae
Source: the annotation of a GenBank genome assembly